Pseudopodoces humilis (Tibetan ground-tit) is the source of this 1038-nucleotide messenger RNA. RefSeq names its product olfactory receptor 52I1-like. Gene Ontology annotation, molecular function: G protein-coupled receptor activity; olfactory receptor activity. The record is from RefSeq and is a predicted model, not a curated record. Lineage: Eukaryota; Metazoa; Chordata; Aves; Passeriformes; Paridae. Gene Ontology annotation, biological process: G protein-coupled receptor signaling pathway. Gene Ontology annotation, cellular component: plasma membrane.
AUGGCUUCUGAUCCCUUCAACGGGAGCUCCUCCUCCUUCAUCCUGCUGGGUGUCCCCGGCCUGGAAGCUUUCUCCACCUGCCUGGGCAUCCUUUUCUGCUCCGCCUACGUCCUCGCCAUGGCAGGAAACGGGGUGGUUUUGCUGGUCCUGGGGCUGGACAAGGCCCUGCAGGCCCCCAGCCAUUGCUUCCUGGGCAUGCUGGCAGUCGUCGACGUGCUCAUGGUCACGUCUGUCAUCCCCAGGAUGCUGAGCGUCCUCUGGCUGGGCUCUGCCGAGAUCGGCUCCGUGGCCUGCUUUGUGCAGAUGUUCCUGGUGCACUCCACGACAGCCGAGGAGUCAGGAGUGCUCCUGGCCGUGGCCUUUGACCGCUACCUUGCCGUCUGCCACCCUCUCCGGUACCGCUGCAUCCUGACCGGCCGAGCCAUUGCCCAGGUGGGCCUGGCCAUCGUGCUGAGGGCUCUCCUGUUCACGGUGCCCCUGAUGGUGCUGGUGACGUCCCUGCCCUACUGCGGCUCCCGCCCGGUGCCCCACUCGUACUGCGAGCACCUGGCCUUGGCCGGCCUGGCCUGCGCCGGCCCCGGGCCCAGCGGCCCCUACAGCGUGGCCUGGUCCUCCCUGGUAGUGGGGACGGGCCUGGCUUUCAUUGCCGUGUCCUACGGGGUGAUCCUGAGAGCUGUCCUGGGGAAGGAGCCCGGCUGGAAGGCCCUGAGCACCUGUGGGUGCCACCUCUGCGUGGUGCUGCUGUUCUACGUCCCCGGGAUCGUGUCCAUCUACUGCCAGCGGUUCCCCGGCGCCGUGGCCGCGGGCACGCGGGUCCUGCUGGCCGACCUGUACCUGGCCCUGCCCGCCACGCUCAACCCCCUGGUGUACAGCGCCAGGAGCCGGCAGCUCCGCCGGGCCCUGCUCAAAGUGCUCCUCCCAGGAGGGUUUGUGCCUGGUGCAGGGGUCCGUGGUUCUCCAGGAGCAUUCGUCUCUGCCAAGGCAGCCCAGGGAGUGCGGGAGGUGAGCAGGGGCCGGGAGGACUUUAAUGAACUUUAA